UAGGAUACAUUUCGAUCCAUGCUUGCAAAAAUGAUUGUGUGUUGUACUGGGCUGAACAUAAAGAUAAACAAGAGUGUCCACAUUGUGGUACUUCGAGGUGGAAAAUUGAUAAUGGAAGGAAUAAAAAGAUUCCUCAUAAAGUCUUGCGCUAUUUUCCGUUAAAGCCGAGACUUCAAAGGCUAUUUAUGUCUAAAAAAACAAGUGUGGACAUGAGGUGGCAUAAAGAAAAACAUCUUGAUGAAGAGAAUGUGUUACGGCAUCUCGCUGAUUCUGAAGCGUGGAAAGAGUUGACAAGAAUCAUAAGUGGUUUGCACAAGAACCUCGUAAUAUAAGACUCGGUCUUGCAACUGAUGGUUUUAAUCCAUUCGGUAACAUGAGCACAUCGUAUAGUAUGUGGCCUGUCAUUCUCGUUCCUUAUAAUCUUUCCCCUUGGAAAUGUUUUAAGGACCCAUUCAUGAUGAUGUCAUUGCUUAUUCCUGGUCCUCAAGCACCUGGAAAAGAUAUUGAUGUUUAUUUGCGUCCUUUGAUUGAUGAUUUGAAAGAGUUAUGGAGUGAUGGUGUAGAGACACUUGAUGCAUCAACUGGGGAGUGCUUUAAGAUGCAUGCCGCUGUUUUAUGGACCAUAAAUGACUUUUCAGCUUAUGGGAAAUAGAUACAGAGUUCGAACACAGGACCCCCUAGAAACAGGACAGAAAGCCCCAGUUCUAGUACUUCAAUCAUCUUUACAUAGGCACUACAAAGCUAAAACAGCCUAAGGAUAAAAAUUAAACCUCUCACGCUGUUUUGCUAGUCGAGAUGUUGGUGUCCCUCUACAAUGGAUAUCUUGGAUGAUCUGGCCUCAGCAAUGUGUCUUCUGUCCUCUUUGUGUUCUGAAAUAGUCUUUGAUUCCUCUCCUGCCUUAGGUAAUUUAUCUGGAUGGAGCACUAAGGGAUACAUGGCAUGUCCUACUUGCAAUAAGGAUGCACCUUCACAGAGGGUAAGAAGUAAAAUUUGUUACAUGGGUCACCAUCGGUAUCUUGAAGCUAGCCACCCAUGGAGAAGAAGCAAGAAAUUUGAUGGGAAGACAGAAAAAAGAAUAAAACCAAAAGAGCUCUCAGGAGAUGAUGUCUUGCAACAAUUGGAUUUACUCAGUACUUAUAAACCAGGAAAACACUCAAAUAAUAAGAAAAAUAAACGUGUUCCUGAAGAGUUGAAUUGGGUGAGGAGAAGUAUUUUAUUUGAGUUACCAUAUUGGAAGAGCUUGAAGUUGCGGCAUAAUUUAGAUGUCAUGCACAUAGAAAAGAACAUUUGUGAGAGUAUUCUGGGGACUUUAUUAAAUAUUGAUGGGAAAACUAAGGACACAUAUAAAGCAAGACAAGAUCUUAAGGAUAUGAACAUAAGAAAAGAACCAUGGUUGCAACAUGAUGGUUCUAGUUGUACAAUGCCAGCUGCUUGUUAUAAUAUGUCAAAAAAAAGAGAAAAAAAAAGUUUUGGGCAUUUGUAAAAGAUGUUAAAUUUCCUGAUGGUUAUGCUUCAAAUAUCUCAGGGUGUGUAAGUGAGGAUGAUGGUAAAAUAAGUAGACUCAAAAGUCAUGACUAUCAUGUCCUGUUACAACGAGUGCUACCUAUUGCUAUUCGUGGAUUUGAAAAUAAAAAUGUCUCUUCAUCAUUGAUUGAGUUAGGCGAUUUCUUCCAACGAUUAUGUUGUAAGACAUUGAGACGAGAUGACUUAGAACAACUUGAAAGGGAUAUAAUUGUUAUAUUAUGUAAGCUUGAGAUGAUCUUUCCACCUGCUUUUUUCGAUGUUAUGGUACAUUUGGCUGUGCAUUUACCACGAGAGGCUAUGUAUGGGGGACCAGUACAAUAUCGUUGGAUGUACAAAAUUGAGAGGUUCUUGUGCAAGCUUAAGCGUUAUGUGCGAAACAAGGCACGACCAGAAGGUUCUAUUGCAGAAGGCUAUAUUAUUGAUGAAUGUUUGACAUUUUGCUCUAUGUAUCUUACCGGCAUCGAAACUAGAUUUAAUCGUGAAGAUCGAAAUGAUGAUGGAUCUAGCAAGAAAGAUGAACCUGUUCUAGACAUAUAUUCAAAGAGUGCUAGACCAUUUGGAGAUGGAGAUUAUGAUGCCAUACCAAGGAAAGAUCUUGAUAUGGCUCGGUGGUAUGUGUUGAAUAAUUGCGAAGAAGCAGAAUAUUUUCUUCAAGAGCAUAAAGAAGAGUUGGUGAAACAAGAUGUUGGGAAUAUAGAAGAGAAACACAGAGAACAAUUUCCUUUAUGGUUUAAAAGGAAAAUUUUGAAAUUAUAUAAUAAGGACAAGUCAAUGUCUAUCAAGAAAUUAUAUCCUUUGGCAAUGGAAUCUGAUGUGCGUGGAAGAAAACAUACUGGCUAUGUUAUAAAUGGUGUUAGGUAUCUUAUUCAACGACGCGAUGAAUUACGUAAAAGUCAGAAUUGUGGUAUAGUUGUUGCAGGCUAUCAUGAAAAUGAGUUGAUUGAUUUUUAUGGUAUUAUAACUGACAUCAUUGAGUUAGAGUAUGUUGAUGAGAAUCGAGUUUUUCUAUUUAAAUGCAAGUGGUUUGAUCUUCGCAAGAAAACAGGGAUGCAAAAAGAUAAACAUUUUACGAGCAUAUGUGUUAAAAGAUUUUGGUAUGAACAUGAUUCUUUCGUACUAGCUACUCAAGCAAAACAAGUAUUUUACAUUGAUGACCCAAAAUUGGGGGAAAAUUGGCGAAUUGUGCUCAAAUUUCAAGAUAGACACUUAUAUGAUGUCCCGGAGAAGGAAAAUUCAGAGACAGAAAGUGAUGAGUCGCAUAUUACAAAUAAUGAUGUGUAUCAAGACAUGUCACUUGAAAGUAAUUCGAUUGUCAAUGAUACGGUGGAUAUGUUGAGUAAACUACAUAGAGAUGAUGUUGAACCGAUUACCCUGUAUACAAAUGUAAUUGAAUUGGAGGCUCAAACAAAACCAGAAGUUGAAGUUGAUUAUAUCGAAGAAGAUUCUGACCAAGAGGAUGAGACUAUGGUAGAGUACAUAAGUGAUAAUGAGGAGAAUGGAGGUAAUACUAGUACUAAUGACGAUGAAGCUGAUAGCACAGGUGAUGGCGACGACAUUGGCUUGUGAUGUAAUCUCAUAAUAGUAAGGUAUAACAUCCCUUAUGUGUCCUCAGCCAGUGGUGGUGACAUGAUCCUCCAAGUGAUGUAGAUGGUGAACCUACAUCACCCAUGGACACAAGAAGAUCAUCCGGUGGUAGUAAUCCUAAUGACAACUAUUAAAGUUCGUUGAAUUUGGAUUAAAUAUAUGAAAAUGUGAUUGUGUGGUUAGAAUGGAUGUUAGAAUGGCUGGAGUGAAUAUUGGGUUUAAAUUUAGUUUGUAAGGCUGAUGAUCGUACUUUAUGAUGAUAUUUUUGUGUUGUUAAAAUAUGUUGAUAUUUCUUAUAGUUAAUAUGCCUUUUUGGGUUUGAUUAUGAGGUCUAUAGGUUAAUAUGCCUUUUUAGAUUUGAAAUGAAUUUGGGGAGCCAUUUCUUAUGCUCAAAGUGGCGAGAAAUGUGAUAAAGUUGAAUCACGUCGUGCCACGAUGUUAAAUGUGGCACUUGAUGGGAGACAACCUAUCGAUUUCAAAAUUCUUAGUCGUUUUUUGAAAUUUUCUUUUUUAGAAUAGUUUAUUAUAUUAUUUUUUACUAAUAUACCAAGUUUCAUGUUAUUUGGAAUUAAUUGGACAGGUUUAAGGGGUUGAAGUUGGUUAAAAUAGUGCAAAACUUUUCUUGGUUAAAAUAGUGCAAAAGUUUUCUUGCUUAAAACAGUGCAAAGUUCUCUGCCAGUUACAUGGAGGGCAGGCACAAAGAAGUCGCAAAGUGUUUUGUGGUUCAGAUGGUUUGCCUUAUUUUGGGUCCAAGUAAGUGUUAGACCAUUCACCUCUCCUAUUUAUUUCACUGUAACUCCCAGUUCCCCGACUCCCCUACACCUUUCACGACCACGAGGUAUGCUCCUCUUCUCUUCUCUUUAUCUCCCUCUCCCUUGCUUUCUCUUUGCUGGCAGAAUUUUGUUUUCAUCAUUUCUAUACCUGUGGUUUCUUUGUGUGGAAUUUAGAUAACAAAUCGUGAGAAUCUGGUGCUGUUGUUUGAUCGUGAUGAAUAUAUGAUUGUUGAACUAUAAUUACCACUUUUGGGGAGGGUAACUCUAUUAUCCCGUUGUCACAAAAAAGUUGGUUAAAGUUAUGCACAUAACCGGUUCGAUAUAUUGUCUGAAAGACGAUUUCAUUCGCCAAUGAAGUCUAGGUAACCAGGUGAAAUUAGGAGAUGCGUAGAAGUGCGUUUUGGGUAGUGCCGGUUGGCUUUAAAGUGUUCUGUUAAGAUUUGACCAAUUUAUAAGGAAAUGAAAAUUGGGGAGAGGAAAAGUGUUACACGGAGCAGUAUGCUAAUCUAUAGCCAUGAAUUUUGAAUUGCUGAAUUGCAUUCUUUUAUUUGUUUUCUUGAGUUGAGCCUUUGAUAAACAUGAUCUUCAUUUUAUUGUAUGAUCAAUGAAUUCUGUCAGUAAACUGAAUGGUCAAUCACUGUGGUAAGCACCUGCAUGUAGCUUACGGCGAUUCUGGAAUUCAUUGUUUCCGGAAAAAUGUGCACGGUUAAGGGCACAUGAAAAGUUUAUGUGCGCCAACUUUUGAAAUUCUAUUUUCUGAAAAUAAGUAGACAAUGAAUAGUGAUGUUCCAAAAUUCACUUGUUUCUGAAGGUCCUUUUUAGAUGCGCUUAAUUUUAAUUUCCCAUUCUGACAAAGAUGGUCAUUAUAGGUGACAGAGUGUGCUAUCCUUUAAAAGAAAAGUAUUACAAUUCUAAAGUGAAAAUCGUGUCUAUAUGUAAUAAUGUAAAUGUGUGGUAUACCUUUUCCACUUAAUAUAAUCUGAGUAAGACAACAGGAAUAGAGGAAGGCAUAAACAAUUAGUCUACUGCUUCUUGGAUUGUGUUUUGCUAGUAGUUUUUAUGCUUUAGAUCCUAGCUUCUGUGGGAGUAAUAUCUCCAUCCGUGCAAGAAACUCUUAUUGUUCACAUAGCUUGUUUUAAUAUUUGAGGAUCUAGUACAUCUUACAACAUGUUUGAGGUCAAAAUAUAUGCUUGUGAGGAUUGGUUUGCACCUGAUGCUUGUAUGAUGAGCCUAGAAAAACAUCCUUGGGAGUUGGGAGAGUUGUAGCAUCUCACUACUUAUGCUAUAUUUUGCUUCCCUGUAGCAUUACUUUAAAGAUAUCAAAGUAGUAUAAUGUUUUAAAUACCUGUUUCUAUAAUAUAUAAAUCGCUAUAUUGAACUUAUAGCUAAUUUUCUUUUGUUUGUGGAAAUACAGGACCAACAACAAGCUUGUAAGACAAGACGAAGCAGAGCCAUUCAUGGGCUUGGGUCGUUUUGCUCGAGCCUAUUUGCUGGGAUACAACUGCGAUGAUGAGAAAGAAUUGGAAGCGGCUUUGCGCUUUUGCUGAUUUAACUGUUUAUUACCGCCGAAGGAUGUUGUGGGUUGUUAAGGAUCCUUUCACCUUGAACCAGAGGUCUCGAGUUCUAAUUUCGGAAAUGAGGAUCAUCUCGGUAGGAAGCACUCACCCACCCCCCUCCUAGCGGGCCUUCUCGGCGCGUUCGGAUUAGUCGGGUGGAUCUUCAGCAUGUUCAAAAAUGGAACAAUUUACAGUUUUGUUUAUCAUGUAAUUAUGACUUGUAUAAUUUAAGUUAAAAUUUUAAAAUCUUAUAUAGUUUUUCACUUAAUAUUCUGCA
Messenger RNA from Lycium barbarum (goji berry), 5714 nucleotides. RefSeq lists its product as uncharacterized. The record is from RefSeq and is a predicted model, not a curated record. Lineage: Eukaryota; Viridiplantae; Streptophyta; Magnoliopsida; Solanales; Solanaceae. The transcript is spliced from 8 exons. Bases 1756 to 3090 code for a protein of 444 amino acids.